Messenger RNA from Paramecium tetraurelia, 1971 nucleotides. RefSeq lists its product as uncharacterized. The record is from RefSeq and is a predicted model, not a curated record. Lineage: Eukaryota; Ciliophora; Oligohymenophorea; Peniculida; Parameciidae. The transcript is spliced from 4 exons.
AUGAUGGAUAAUAGUUAUGACCAUUGGUUUUCAAAGUAUGAUCAAGAGUCUUUCGAUAAGGAUUUCUUCAAAGUUCCAUACUAUGAUUUCCUGAAUCAGUUGAUUGUUAAUCCUGAUUUCAACCUGCUUCCCAAUGAACCUCAAUUGUCAUUAGAUAAUGUGCAUAAGGUAUUGUAGUAGACAUUGCAGAAAAAUCACUUGAUCAUUUCAACCUUCAUCUUACCUUUACUCGAUAACUCAAAGGAGCCCUUUCUAAGAUGGGUGAGGAGUGUGAUUGCAUUCAUUGAUUGUGAAAAGAUCUAUUCCAUAAUGUUUUGGAAUUUGAAUUUCAUUCCCAAUUUCCUCGAAUAUAGAUUGUAUGCUAGUUUCAUACGUCUCUACAAAUUCUUGAUUAGUUUGAACUAAAAUGUGAUUUAACCAAAAUCCCUCGCAACCGAAUAAAUCAGACUGUCAAACAAAUUCACAAUCAAGACUCUUGCUGAGAGAUAUCAAGAUGCCUUGUAUGUGUCCUUUGACGAAUUGGCCAAACUUUAAGGACAAAUGCUUAAAGUCCUAAAGCCGCUGGUCAGUCAGAAUCCUACUCUCAUAGGCAAGAUUUACUAUUUCAUCUAUCACAUGUACGAUAAGCCUACUCUGCAACUACUAAAAGAUCUUGAUUAGCAAUUUGGGUAAUUGGAAAAUCAGUGGGUCAAGAAGAUUCUGGCAGAAAAUGAAUUGGCUAAAAAAUAUAUUGACGCUUAUUUAAAUGAUGACAAAUAGGGUGGAGACCAAUUUGAAUUUGAAGAUUCCGAAAUCCUAAAAUAACUCAUGACAUCCAAUAAAUAGGAGAGUCUCUACAAAGUAGAUGUGCAAGAUAAGUCACUAUUAGAAAAGUCAAAGAAGACUUAAUUUCUGAAUUCCCUAGAGACCAAAGCCAAGAGAAGGAACUAUGAUGGCAAAUCCUCAGUUUUUGUAUAAAAUUAUAGUGCAAUUUCUGAAUCAACAAAAUCAUCAACAGAAAAUAGAUCGAAGAUUUAUUCUGAGGAAUCCAAUAUAACAACAGAACAAUACACAUUCAUUCAAUAUUCAAACAAUAAUCUAUAGAAUUCUGUUGUUGGAUUUUUGGCCAGUGAUCUUAUUCAACUUGAAAAAGAACAUUAGUAAGAAUUCAAAAAUAGUAAAUUACACAAAACAUUUCAAAAUGAGGAAUCCAUCAAAUUAAAUGAUGAUCUAGUAGAAUUCAUAACAAAGGCAGAUGCUUAAAUAUCUGUUAUCAAAGACGAAGACAUCUUACUUGGAGAUAAUUAUACAAGGAAAAGAUAACGAAUUAAAAAUAAUAAGAAUGUUGAAGAAAAUGAAUCCCCUGAUGUUCAUAGAAAGUAAACUAUGGUCAAUUCUAAGUAACAAGAAAUUCACGAAGAAGAAUUGAGAAAACUUAGAGCCAGGAGAUUAUUGGCUGAAUAAAAUCAAUUCCAUAGUGAGAAAUAUAGAUAUACAAGUAAUCAAGACAAUCAAUUAACUACUGAUAAAGAUUAUCUUAGUAAAUAAUAUCAUACCAACUUAGGAUACUCCUUUGAAGAUUCAAUGAGUGAGGAUGAUGAAUCUGAGGAUGACAUUAAACUCAAAUCAUAAUAAGAUAAAGUCAUUAUUCCACAAGACUAAUCACUAAACACCUAAGGAAUCAUAUUUGAAAAAUUUUAACAAUAUUCUGGAUUAUCUAUCUAAAGAGGAUCUGAAAAGAAUAAAUAUUUCUUAAAUAGGCUGUUCCAUAUGAAUGAAAAUUCACUAAGAAUAUCAGGCAAAUCUUUAGUUUUAGAUUUCGAGGAAAGAAAAUGGGAAUUUCUAAAAUAAAGUAUAUUACCAUAGAAUUUAAUAAAGGAGGAAUGUAGUUUAUUUAUAAAAUUCGUUGUACCAACUAAACAUUUCCUAGAUAGAUAAUGUCUAUGCAUUCUUUUCUUAAAGAGUAAAUCUGUAAUAUACUAUAACUUUUGA